Molecule: messenger RNA, 409 nt
Organism: Cynoglossus semilaevis (tongue sole)
Lineage: Eukaryota; Metazoa; Chordata; Actinopteri; Pleuronectiformes; Cynoglossidae
Gene: ndufa12
Product: NADH:ubiquinone oxidoreductase subunit A12
Exons: 4
Coding region: 68-409 (113 amino acids)
Biological process (GO): response to oxidative stress
Cellular component (GO): respiratory chain complex I; membrane
Source: RefSeq, a predicted model, not a curated record
UGUGGGUAUAAACUUCCGGCUCUGAUAUUGUGUUGCGCUGUUCGUCUCCUUAAUUCUUCCGUCAAAGAUGGCGGAGUAUGUGAAUAUAGUCCGAAGGGCUUUCGGACAGUUAACAGGUCACGGUGGAGUCCGUGGUUUCAUGCUGCAGUUUUUCAGAGCAAAUGAUGUGAAAGUAGGAGCUCUGGUCGGUGUGGAUAAAUAUGGGAACAAAUACUAUGAGGAUAGCAAGAACUACUUCUUUGGACGUCACCGCUGGGUGAUCUACACCACAGAGAUGAAUGGGAAAAAGACUCUGUGGGAUGGCUGGUGUCUCCUCUGUCUGAUUGAUGGAGACAAUGUCCCUCUGCCCUGUGUUCUGCUGAUGCAGCAGGAGUGUGAGUGCCAGCUGGCUGUGAUGCCGACACACUGA